AUGAAGUUACUGAUCCCUCUUUUCCUUUUUAGCAACAUUGCAUUGGUUGCUGCCGAUCUUGGCAGGACAGAACCGCCCCGUCCUACUCCACGUCCGACAGAACAUGACAAAUUUAACCGUGAUGGGACCGAAGCACCGGAUUUUAUCGUAGUACCAACGGAUGCACCUGUUUGGCCUCCAACACCUCCUCCUGUUAGGAAUCCGCCACCGACUCGGCCACCGACUCCUCGACCGAGUCCUCGACCGAGUCCUCGACCCACUCCUUUCCCUACACUGCGACCAACUCCUUCGCCUACAAACCGGCCCACUCCUUCGCCUACAAACCGGCCCACUCCACAGCCGACUCCUCGACCCACGGAGCGUCCUGUCACGCCGGAUCGCGAUGACGAACCUGGCGAACCGAUUGUCUUUCCUCCACCCACUCCAAAUCCCACUCCAGCACCAACUCCACAACCCACUACAGCAAGGCCUACCCUACCACAGAACAUUUUUGAGAUAGCGGAAGGCAAUUCGUGCCCACAUGAAACUCUUUUGAACGUCAUCGAUACGACACCAGGCGUAAAGACUUUUCUCAUUUCCAGCUUUCCAGUCACCAUCUUUGGCCCAACCAACAGCGCCUUUGCAUCUGCUGGCGACGUGGAUGACGCUACCUUGGGAAAUCUCUUGGCCGGACACGUAGUGCCAGGAGUGCUCACAACCGCUGAUAUUAUUGCCAACGAGUGUGUUGAAGUCAUGUCCCUUGCAGGAGAACAACUUCGUAUCCGUUACGCGAAUGCUCAAAUAGAGAUCAACGAUGCAGUUGUGACUUGUGACGAUGCUAUCGGUCCUGGAGGUAAUAUUCUGGGGGUCGACCGUGUCAUCCUCCCAGGUACCUUCCGUCCCUGCCGGAAUGGGUAUGUGGAACAAGCGUUCCAAUUUGGUAUUCCAGACCCCGAAACCAUGCCGUUUGGUUCCAUGUACGAUGCAGCAUGGCGACGAGGUGGAUAUGGUCUUCUUCUAAGUUCCAUCACCAGAUCUACAGGCGUAAUGGAUGCCAUUGCACGACACUACCCCGUCACCAUUUUUGCGCCAAACGAUGAGGCCUUCAACGCUAUGUUUGAUAUGCUCGUCAUGACCGACAUGCGUGACAUUGGUAGUAUUUUCUCUGCCCAUGUCGUCAAGGGAAUCUACACCCUUCGAGAUUUUGCCGAAGCUGGUUGCAUGGAAUUGGACACUGUUGGGGGCACCAAGAUUCGUGUUCUAGUGGAAAACCUCAUGGUCAAAGUGAACGAUGGCCUAUUGACUACUCCCGAUAUGGUUGGCAAUGGUGCUGAUGGUAUCAUUCAGGGCAUUGACACAUUUUUGUUGGAAGGAUCCUUUACACCAUGUCCAGGGUCGUCAGGUAAUACCAUGGCAGGAUCUGCCAUUAUUGAUCCCCCAGCACAAAGAGACGAUACAUCUGCUAUUCCUCCUCCUCUUGUCUUUGACCCGCCAGCUCCCGAAGAGACUGAAACGGUUGUCCCUCCUACUGCCGAAGAGAACGAAGAGGAUGAGGACGAUGACAAGGAUAAGAAGAGCAAGAGCAAAAAGAGCAAGAAGGACAGCGAUGACAGGAGGCUUCGUGGAGGAUACGACUGA
Messenger RNA from Cylindrotheca closterium, 1617 nucleotides. The record is from the annotation of a GenBank genome assembly. NCBI's taxonomy places the organism in Eukaryota, Bacillariophyta, Bacillariophyceae, Bacillariales, Bacillariaceae.